CCAAGCCUGUUUCAGUUCGCCCUCCCCGCCGCCCGCAAUAAAUUAGCUCCUGUUUGAAAGAAGACCUCUUCGUGCUCUUCUGUUGCAAAUGAUCCUUGUUUGUUUUUUCCCCGGCAGACUUGUUGUUCUGGGUGGGAGUGAUUGUGUUUGUGUGUGUAUAUGCGCGCGCGCCCGCGUGUGUUUUGUUUGUGUCUUGGAUUCGUGGGCGGCGGUGACGUUAUGCCGCUACAUCUUCCAACUGUGAUGUGUUGCUUACAAGUAGUUUUUGCAACGGUUUGGGAUAAUGAAGAAUCUGGCAGCCCACAAAAUCAGACAUGGACCAAGUGAACUCGUGAGGAGAAUGAUCCAGGCAAAAAUUGUCCCAUAUGCUAUUAUCCAAGAAGAAUCUCCCAUUGGUGCCAGUAGGUUUUCACAUCUGUGUAUAUAGGAAUCAUCUAAAUGAUGACAGCUAUUCUGGAACGGAUUAGCACCUUGUCCAUCAGUGGACAACAACUCCGUCGACUUCCUCUGCUCCUAGAAGAAGGCUUUCCCAAGAUGCCUUGCACAGUUAAAGAAUCUGAUGUGCCCCAACUUUUCCGAGAACCCUACAUCCAAGCUGGCUAUCGCCCCACUGGUCAGGAUUGGCGCUAUUAUUUCUUCAGCCUCUUCCAAAAACAUAAUGAGGUUGUUAAUGUUUGGACUCACCUUCUGGCUGCUUUGGCAGUGCUGCUGAGAUUUAAUGUAUUUGCUGAAGCAGAGGACUUGUCUCUGGAGAUCCGCUCCUUACCUCUCUUCAUCUUCGUCCUUUCCUCUGUUACAUAUCUGACAUGCAGCCUCUUAGCUCAUCUUUUGCAGUCCAAGUCAGAAAUAUCACAUUAUACUUUCUAUUUUGUGGAUUAUGUUGGAGUCAGCAUCUACCAGUACGGAAGCGCCCUGGCCCAUUUCUACUACAGCUCUGACCAAGCCUGGUAUGACAAGUUUUGGCUUUUCUUUUUGCCAGCAGCUGCUUUCUGUGGAUGGCUCUCAUGUGCUGGCUGUUGCUAUGCCAAGUACCGCUACCGGCGCCCCUAUCCCAUCAUGAGGAAAGUGUGUCAGGUGAUCCCAGCAGGAUUGGCAUUCAUCUUGGACAUCAGUCCCGUGGCCCACCGUGUAAUUAUGUGCCACCUUGAAGGCUGUGAGGAGUUGGCUGCUUGGUAUCACACCUUCCAGAUACUUUUCUUCCUAGUUAGUGCUUAUUUCUUUUCUUGUCCAGUUCCUGAAAAAUAUUUCCCUGGAUCCUGUGAUAUUGUUGGUCAUGCCCAUCAAAUUUUUCACACCUUCCUUGCUAUUUGCACACUCUCACAAUUGGAAGCCAUCUUCUUGGAUUACAAGAACAGGCAAGAUAUCUUAUUCAAGCGACAUGGAUCUCUCUCCAUCAUCCUGUCUUGUGGCUCCUUUUUUGGCUUAGUUGCUUGUAGUGCUAUCACUGCACUCCUAUUGCAGCGCAAAAUCAAGGAGGAACUGGCCAUGAAGGCAUCCUGAGAGACUGACAUAGAAACAGGGUUCAGUCCUGAUGUGCUUGAAGAAAAGUAGGAAGAGGGAAGUUUAUUCAAGUACUGUAUAUAAGUAACUUAACCAAGUGGUUUUUUUUUAUAAAUUAUAAUCAAGGAAUUGAUUACAGGCAGGUACUAAUUUAUUAAAUAUGUCUUAUGCCCUAAACAUUUUUACUAACUGUGCCUAUUGCUGGGCAAAGGGCAUUUAGGAUACUUAAUUGAAGGCAGAUUUUUCUAAAUGGUCUUUUAUUUAUUUACAUAAAUUUGUAUUAUAUGAAAGAGGAUACUAAUCACUAACUAGAAGAGUAGAGGAUUGCCAUAGACUUGCACAUUUAUAAAGCUCUUAUCUCAUUGGGAAAUUGAAAUUGUGUCUAGGUUAUACUACUUCAGAAUAUAAACUAGGAUGGUGUCACAUAAAAGAAAAAAAUUCCUUCACACAUUGGGUCAAAGUUCCUAAUUUACUAGUUUACAUGUAGGGAUUUUUUUUUUCAUGUUAAAUCGUAAGACUCAUUUCUUGCAAUCUGAAAUGAUACAGAGUAGUCAUAGUUUAUGACUUCAGUGAUGAUUAGAGCAAAGAUUAUUGUGAAGGUUGACAUAGUUGGUAAUCUCAUUUGGUCCGUUUCAUUUUAGCUGUGGCCUUGAUACCACUGGUACAGCUCAAGUAGUGCUGAAUCUUCUCCUGAGUUGUAAGCUUCAGAAAUAGUAUGAUGGUAGAAUAACAGUCAUAAUUUGGUAGUUGUCAGCUGUUAAUCAUUCAAGCCCAGGUUAGCUAAAGCAAAGAAGGGUAGAAUUCUCAAAGGUAGUAGAAGUUACUAGCCUUUUCAUGAGUUGUUUUAUGAUGUUCAUGAAGAAAUAGUCAUCUGAAAACACAGGACAAACAGCACUAUCAUUGCUAUCAAAAUAGGAUGCUAUUUUCAUGGUUUAUAGUGCCGCUCAAAGGAACUAUUUUAUCAUUUUAACACUGAUUAGCAGCUAUGACUAUAAAUAACAUCUAGUGUUUUUUCUGUUUGUUGUCCAUAAAGCCUCUUUUCUUCCUAAUUCAUUUCUGCAUACCUUCACUCAUAUUGUCAAAAUGUUAGUUUUCCUGGUUCCUUCUUGAUUUUAGGCAUCAUCAUGUCACUCAAACAAAGCCAUUCGGGACUUUUACAACCUGAAUAUUAUUCUGACAACUAAGAUAAGGGUACAGUACUUCUUCCCUGUUUGAGCACCAAGUUAAAUAAUUAGAAAAGGAGCAGUUUGAUUGUAAAAAAGUAUUACAUGGACAAGUACCAUGCCAUAGUACCAACCACACAUUUUCCUAACCAGUUUUAUUUGUGCUUUUCAUCACUAGGAGUCCAGUUGGGUUGUGCUUUGAGUCUCAUGUGGUAUUUAACUACUAAACUUUUAUUUCCUCUCUUCCAAACACAAACACCAUAUCCAAACAGAAAUUGCAGCUGUGGAAUGUUUUAUUUAUUUAAUGUUAUUUCCUGUGAAAUGUUAUUUGCACAUAGCAGACUAGCAUAUAAUUGAAAAGUGUGUGCCAAACUUGGUUUCUGGUGGUGCUGGGAAGUGGAAAUCAUUUUGCAUGUGUGGACAUUCAUGACAAUGAGUAACCCCAUUUGCAGUCUGGAAAUGGUACACUCAGAAUUCUAAUUCUAAUUUCCUAUCUUAUUCUCCUUAAUAUGCAGUAUAUCAGUUAUCUAAGAUGUCUAUGUUUACACCUACUCAAAUUUUGGUGAAAAUACUUAACAUAUAGGUACAAAGACAAGUGCAGUCCAAGCUGGAUUCAACAAAAAUAAUUAAUAAUAGUUUUUUUUUAAUAUUAGAAAUGGGUCCAGUCACAAGAAAUUUAAACCAUUUUCUGCCAACAUAAACACUGAAAAUUUUUGUUAAGAAUAUAUAAACUAUAGGAAGAAAAUAAAUAAAUCCACCAAUUAAAUCCGAUGGGCUGUAUGAAAAUUCUUAGUGAUUCUAUAUCACCACCUAGUGGCAUAAUCAACUAAGAUUUUUCUAAUAGUUGGAAUGGCUUUGAGAAUUUUAAUUAGGUUGCUACUCAGCAGAGAUACUUUUCAUUAAGAUGAAAACUAAAGUCUAACUAAAAUCAAUAAACAGACUAUGCUUAUUUUUUCAUAGAACAUACAUUAUCCCUACUGUUAACUAAUUUGCAUUAUUUUCUGUGAUUUCAUAAAUGAUAUCUUUGUUUCACAGCAGUUCUCAUUGAACAUGUAUUUCAUACCUCUAACUUGGUUGCUUACAAGAUGACAUACAUUAAAAAGUUUAAGAUACUCCAAUUUAAUCCAUUGUAAAAUGUGUACUAUAAUCAGCAUUAGUCAAACUGCAGAGAUCCCUCAAAUAUCAUUUUAAAGAUGAAAGCACUCUUAAAAUAUAUGGCUGGUUAUUUAAGAAAAAUUGCUGCGUACUAAGUUUCUUAAAAUUGUCCUUCAGACUUUUUCGGAUAUCUGCCUCUGAUAAUUCCUAGGUCCUUUUACUGCUAGUUCUGUACAUACACAAAAUGUUUUAAUUAGGACUGAUGAAUCCAAGUGAAUCUGUUACUAUUAGAAACAAAUGUGAUGAAUAAAAGGACUGGUUUUUAGGACCUUUUCAAAUAGUUAAAGCAGCCAUGUCUUGAAAAAGGUUCAUGUAGCUAUUUCAGGAGCUAAUCCUGGUUGAUUUUGCAUACUUAUGCUUGCACAACAACUUUGUUUCCUCCAAGCCCAGUGAUGCAGAGAUCACAUGGAGUACUCCUGAAGCAGCCACAUGCCAUUUUGAGAGACUUUAGAAAGCCUUACUGAUUUUACUUUACAAUUACAUGGAUCUAAAGCAACUUUUUCUAAUUAUUGUUUUUUCAUUCCAAAGUGGUAUGAUCUGGCUGGUUUUAGAUUCUGGAAAUUGAAGUCUAGAAUACACAGAGAACAGUAGGUUGGGCACUGCUAGUUUAAUAUUAAUAACAAUAAUUGCAGAUACAAUCCAAAUUAUUAUUAGAGUUCCACCAUUAUGAACUUUUUUUUUAUAAAACUAGCCUUGCUAUCUACAGGGUCAUGCUUAUUUUGCAGUUGUUAACUUCAGCUUUAUUUGGAUUUGACAUCCAGACAUUGUGGUAGCAGACUUACAUGUUAUUUCCAAUACUUCAAAUAAAAUGUGGUGGUUUCAA
Molecule: messenger RNA, 4641 nt
Organism: Pantherophis guttatus
Lineage: Eukaryota; Metazoa; Chordata; Lepidosauria; Squamata; Colubridae
Gene: PAQR8
Product: progestin and adipoQ receptor family member 8
Biological process (GO): mitotic spindle organization; cilium-dependent cell motility; response to steroid hormone
Cellular component (GO): plasma membrane; axoneme; mitotic spindle
Molecular function (GO): nuclear steroid receptor activity; calcium ion binding; alpha-tubulin binding
Source: RefSeq, a predicted model, not a curated record